This is a messenger RNA of Hemicordylus capensis (graceful crag lizard), 2923 nucleotides long. RefSeq names its product dynein axonemal intermediate chain 4 (gene DNAI4). Gene Ontology annotation, molecular function: dynein light chain binding; dynein heavy chain binding. Gene Ontology annotation, cellular component: axonemal dynein complex. Bases 129 to 2792 code for a protein of 887 amino acids. NCBI's taxonomy places the organism in Eukaryota, Metazoa, Chordata, Lepidosauria, Squamata, Cordylidae. Gene Ontology annotation, biological process: cilium movement. The record is from RefSeq and is a predicted model, not a curated record. The transcript is spliced from 19 exons.
UCUGAAGGAAGAGACGGGCAAUCACCAUUCAUUCUUGGACAGUGUGCUGAGAGCAGAGCUUGCUGAGAGACCAUUUAUUUUGUUUAUUGAGCCUCAGAUUAUAAUCAAAACCCCUACUGUGGUCUGAUAUGGACCUUAGCCAAGGCCUGACAAUCAGGAGCACCCCUUUUGCAGUGGCAACAGUUGCUACUUAUUUUGCUGCUACAGAGCCAGUGCCAGAAGCUUCUCUCUGCCAUCCUACCAGGAGACAGGCAUUGUACUCAGGACCUGCGAUCAAUGCUACCAUGUCGAACGGCAUCACACCCAUUGCAAUUCAGGGCAGCAAGACCAGGAAGCAGAGCAUCGUCAUCAAUGUGACUUCAAAAGACUCAAGUGUGCCAAAGAGGUUAGCAUCAUCAUCUUCUGCGAGACGACUGAGUUACACUAGUGCUCUGCUAGCCAGCAAAGUUGGGUCAGUAGCUCGAAGGAGCAUACUGAUAACAUCAGAGAUGAAGGACAAAGCAUCUUUAGCAGUGAUCAAACUUCCUAUCCAGGUUUUCGAUGAUUAUGGGAAAGAUGUAACACCUCGUCCACUUUACCACCCCGAACCAAGUACAUCUACCAGCCACAGACAAAGCAAAAUCUUAUCAGCACAAGAUUUUGUUGGGGUGACUCAAUCUGAUUUCUUGUCUUCCUUCUCUCUUCAACAAACAUCUGGAACCAAUAUUAGCUUAGCAGGGCCAUUCUCCAGGACAUAUGGAAGUGGCAGUGUUUCUAGGUCAUCCACUUCUACUGACUCAAUGGCAGAUGAAAUAGUAGAACCUGGGUCUAGACGAGAAACAAUUGCUAGUUUAACAGAUGUCCUGGUCAGGCGAGAGGAAGUGCCAGAACAACUGACCAAGGAAGACUUAGAAAAAGCUGUGGAUAUUUACCUCACCGAGACAGAUAUGAUUUGGCUGUUUGACAUGCCCACAGUCAUGAUAUCUACAGAGGCUGAAGAAGCAGACACUGUGAGGAGACAGAACAUAGCUUAUAUGGAACUCUGUAAAAAUAGAGUUGGCAAUGAUCGCUAUGCCAACAGGAUGAUGCAAACAUUAAAUGGAGCACCGAAGACAAAGGAAGUACAAUGUGACAGAAUUGUCAUAGCGGACAAAGAGAUAAUGGCCACUACCUGGGAUUUAUAUGAUUCCUUGAAUGCUUUAGAAGUAGCAGCCGUGCCAGAAAAAUCUGGCACCCCAUUAAGUGUUACUAGCAGUAAAUCUGGUGUGGUGAAAGAACGUGACAGAACCAUGUCUAUGGCUUCUGUGGACAGAGAGAGUAUUGCAUCUAGCUCUAUCAUUGAUAUUGAAAGUGUAAUUCUGUCCCGAAUACAUGAAGAGGAAGAAGACCGCUCAGAAGCCAUAAUCAAGUCUGAAAAAUUUCAGCAAGAUUUGUUUUACAUGGAAAGAGUUCUGAUGGAGAAUAUUUUCCAGCCUAGACUUGCAGCUUUUCGGCACCUUCCUGUCCUCAUUGAACCAGAUAUUGUAUCAGAACAUAGUUUAUCUGAAUUUGAUGAUGAAUUAGAACCAGAGGAGGAAGAGGAAGAGGAAGAAGAAGAAGAAGAAGAAGAGGGAGAAAAAGAGCCCUCUGUUAGCUCAGCACUGCUGUUAGAACUAGAUAAUGCCGCAAGAGAAUUGCCACCCCCCUGUAUGGAUGUCUUGUGGUCCUAUGGAUGUGAUCUGACUAGGGGCAACAAUGUGAGCUGUAUGGCUUGGAACAAACUAAAUCCUGAUCUUUUGGCUGUUGGUUAUGGGCAGUUCCGUUUCAAAGAGCAGAAGAAAGGCUUGGCUUGCUGCUGGUCACUGAAGAACCCAAUGUGGCCAGAGCGUGUCUAUCAGUGUGUUCAUGGGGUAACUGCACUGGAUUUCUCUCUUGCCAACCCAAACCUCCUAGCGGUUGGCCUCUUCAAUGGAACAAUUGCAGUCUACAAUGUCCAGACCCGUAAUCCAGCUUCAGUUUUAGAUACCAGUGAAUCCCAUGAUAAGCACUUGGGUCCAGUGUGGCAGCUGAAGUGGGUAGAGCAGGACAGGGGCAUAACAGGAGAAGACAAAGGGGAGAUUCUAGUCUCCAUAUCAGCAGAUGGCAGAGUAACCAAGUGGUUUAUUCGCAAAGGCUUAAGCUGCACUGAUCUGAUGAAAUUAAAGCGAACAGCAAGUGAAAAGAAAAAAGUAGGAGCAGAAAAGAAAAGUGAAGCACUUAUAUCGCGGCAAGCUCCUGGAAUGUGCUUUGACUUUCACCCAAAGGAUACUAAUAUAUACAUGGCUGGAACCGAAGAAGGCUAUAUUCACAAAUGCUCUUGUUCUUACAAUGAGCAGUACCUGGAGACCUACAGAGGGCACAAAGGCCCUGUGUACAAAAUAGCAUGGAAUCCAUUUAGUGCGGAAGUGUUUCUAAGCUGCUCUGCAGACUGGAGUAUUAUAUUAUGGCGGCAGGAUUCUAUCCACCCUGUGUUAUCUUUCACUUCCACAACCAAUGUCAUUUAUGAUGUGAUGUGGUCUCCCAAUUCACCAUAUAUAUUUGCAGCAGUGAACGAGACUAGAGUGGAAAUCUGGGAUCUUCGUAUCAGCACACUGGAUCCCCUGAUUGUGAAUCCUGCCACUGGAAAUUUGAAAUUCACGACUGUACUUUUUGCUAAAAAUUCAGACUGUCUCCUAAUUGGGGACAGUGAUGGAUUAGUCACUGUGUAUGCAUUAAGCAAUAUGACUGAGGCAGACAGCAAGAAGGUGGAUGCUUUGCAUGAUGUAAUUGGUUCUAAUCUAUCCAGUCCAAAGUAGUAAAAUGUAUAUAUAUCCAUAUACAAAUAUAGUUUUUAACAAACAGAAAUGAUAUUUAGUACUUGACAUUUAAUAAUUCACCAUGGGGGAAAAUGUAACUAUUACAUUAUUAAAUGUGAUUUAUUAUAUAA